CCUUGGCGGGAGGAUGAACCACUCGGCGACAUACAUUUUAGCUUCACAAAGGAGAGUUUUUGCGCAUUUUCUGCACAGGAGACGCCAGCUAUCGAUCUCAGGGACAUGGAAAAGGUGGCAGAGCGGCGCGCCCUUCGCGUGGAGCUACGUGUCGACGCCGGGCUCGGAGCCGCUGCUGGGCCUCUCCAUCGGGGGGGCGGUGGACCGGGCCGAACGGCGCUUCGGGGACAGGGAGGCCGUCGUGUCGGUCCACCAGGGCGUGAGGAAGACCUUCUCGCAGGUCAAGGAGGAGAGUGACCUCGUGGCCGCAGGACUCCUGGCGGCAGGACUCGAGCCCGGGGACCGCCUGGGGAUCUGGGGACCCAACAGCUACGAGUGGUUCCUCACGCAGUUCGCCGCCGCCAAGGCUGGACUCAUUCUGGUGAACAUCAACCCCGCCUACCGUCCCAGCGAACUCGAAUAUUGCCUCAACAAAGUCGGCGUCAAAGGCAUUGUCUGCGACGAGAAGUUCAAAACGUCAGAUUACUACAAGAUGCUGUGCGCCGUGGCCCCUGAACUGCCUUCCUCCGCGCCGGGUGAUCUAAGUAGUGCCGCGCUUCCCCACCUCAAGAAAGUGUUUAUCUGUUCUCAGGACAAGCUAAGUGGCACCUUCAGAUUUGAAGAUCUUUACGGAGCUGGUGAAAGUUCCCAUCGAAAAAGGGUAGAUGAACUGUCAUCUAAAAUCCAGUUUGAUUCAGCCUGUAACAUUCAAUUUACAUCCGGAACGACCGGUUUGCCCAAAGGAGCUGUUUUGUCUCAUCACAUGCUGGUGAACAACGCCUAUUCUAUCGGGAGCCGCAUCGAAUAUGCAAAAAAGCCUCAUCGCAUAUGUAUUUCGGUGCCUUUAUACCACUGUUUUGGCUGCGUCGGUGGCACUCUCUGCGGCAUGCUGUAUGGGGCCACCUCUGUCCUUCCCGGCGCUGGCUUUGACCCCGAUACCAUUGUCAAGACACUCGAAAAGGAAAAAAUCACCUCCUGCUACGGAACGCCCACGAUGUUUGUCGACAUUCUGAACGCUUUCCGCAAGAACCCGGUGGAUCUAAGCGCCAUCUCGACGGGAAUCAUGGCAGGCGCUCCUUGUCCGCAGGAAUUGGUGAUGGCUGUCAUGAACGACCUCAAGAUGAAGGACUUUUUAGUGAUGUACGGGAUGACCGAGACGAGUCCCGUGACCUUCCAGUGCUUUCCUUCAGAUCCUCCUGAAGUCCGGUCCUCCACCAUCGGCUACCCGGGAGAUCACAUUGAGGUAUCGGUUCAUUAA
Penaeus indicus is the source of this 1297-nucleotide messenger RNA. Its product is annotated as medium-chain acyl-CoA ligase ACSF2, mitochondrial-like. The transcript has 10 exons. Gene Ontology annotation, biological process: fatty acid metabolic process. Gene Ontology annotation, molecular function: medium-chain fatty acid-CoA ligase activity. The coding region runs from base 14 to 1297 and encodes 427 amino acids. NCBI's taxonomy places the organism in Eukaryota, Metazoa, Arthropoda, Malacostraca, Decapoda, Penaeidae. The record is from RefSeq and is a predicted model, not a curated record.